Molecule: messenger RNA, 713 nt
Organism: Anastrepha ludens (Mexican fruit fly)
Lineage: Eukaryota; Metazoa; Arthropoda; Insecta; Diptera; Tephritidae
Exons: 4
Coding region: 62-370 (102 amino acids)
Source: RefSeq, a predicted model, not a curated record
ACUCUCAAUCUUUACUAUCCAAGAUAUUCAUUAAAACAAUCUCGCGCUGAAGAGUAGCAAAAUGGAGUAUAAUAUUUACGAUUCGAAAACGGAAGAUUCCACCAGAAGUACCAUUGCUAUGUCACGCAGCACUAACAGUAAAGCUCUUUUAUCACAGAACUCACAUGGACAAACUAGGACGAAGAAGAUUCGUUAUUUCUUCUGGCCAUUUGUAUUUGGUGUUAACCUGUAUGAUUUUCUUGGCCUGUGUAACCUAGUUCCCACACACAGUCUUCACUUGUCUCGACCGUUUCUGAUGAACACCUCAAAGUUUCAGGUGUUCCACAAAUCGCAAUCACAGGCGCACGACUUACCUACGAUCUCCAACUAAUAAACAACAUCAUAAUUAUGUUAAUGCUCUUCUUAGUCUUCGAGUGUCAAAUUUUCAUUUGAAUUAGAAUUCGCUUAAAACAAAUCAAAAGUUUUUAAAACAAACAAGGGUGCUUAAACAAUUUACGGGCCAAUGUUACAGCUUUUAAAGUGCCUGUUUUAUUGGAAUUUACAAUAUUUUUUGUUGAUUGCGAUAGUUCUGAAACCAUGAGAUAAAAUUAGUCGGUGCAUUAUCAAACCUGCUUAAGUUCACCAUAAGACAAUUUUGGAUAUUCCGUUAGACAUAUGCAGUAUCAGAGCGUUAUACAAUUUGCUGGAGUCGACUUAAGUAAUUUUAAGGUAAG